GGGAUAGCGGCGCCGCGAUGUCGUUUGCAGGAGAGGCGGAAGUUUUGCUGCAACAAGCCACUCGGGAGAGGCUGGAGAAGUUCGCUCGGCUGAGAGGAAAAGCUGUGCAGACUGGAAAAUUCUGGGAUAUUGUUGUAAUAACAGCAGUUGACAAAAAACAAGAAAUAGCUUACCAGCAACAAUUAUCAGAAAAGCUGAAAAGGAAGGAACUCCCUCUUGGUGUUCAUUAUCAUGUUUUUGUCGAUCCUCCUGGGCCAAAAAUUGGAAACGGUGGAUCAACACUUCAUGUCCUUCAGUGCUUAGAAGAGCAUUAUGGUGAUAAAUGGGAUUCUCUUACUGUCAUGUUAAUUCAUUCUGGUGGAUAUAGUCAACGUUUACCAAACGCAAGUGCUCUAGGAAAAAUUUUCACAGCUCUGCCUUUUGGUGACCCAGUUUACCAAAUGCUGGAUUUAAAAUUGGCAAUGUACAUUGAUUUUCCCACCCAUAUGAAUCCUGGUAUUUUGAUAACGUGUGCAGAUGAUAUCGAACUUUAUAAUAUUGGAGCAACAGAAUCUGUAAGGUUUGAUCAGCCUGGAUUUACUGCAUUGGCUCAUCCUUCCAGUUUGACCAUUGGUACGACUCAUGGUGUUUUUAUAUUGGAGCCACAACUGCAUUUAACAGAAACAGGGGAACUUGAAUACAGAUCUUGUCAUCAUUUUCUGCAUAAGCCUAGCAUUGAAAGUAUGCGUCACUCUGGAGCUGUGUAUAAAAGAAGAAAUUAUCAGCCAUCUCCUGGAGGACUGGGAAAUUCAGUAGUCGAUUCUGAGUAUGUGUAUACAGAUAGCUUAUUUUACAUUGAUCACACCACCGCAAAACUCCUGUUGACAUUUUAUAAACAGAUGGGCAUGCUUUGCUGUGAAAUAGAUGCCUAUGGCGACUUUCUCCAGGCAUUAGGAACUGGAGCAACAAAAGACUACAUAAAAAACACAGAAAACAUCACAAAAGAAGAAUCGAGUCUAAUGGAAAUAAGAGAGAAGGUAUCGUCACUCCUGAAAGGGUUGCCUCUCAAUCUUAUACUGUUAAAUAACUCCAAAUUCUAUCACAUUGGGACUACUCAUGAGUGUCUGUUUCACUUCACUUCUGAUAGAAAGCUAAAAUUGGAAAUGGGUUUGCUGCCAAAUGUUUUUAGCAUCUGCCCAAACAGUCCAGAAGACUUGGGGAAAUCAGCAUGUAUUAUUCACAGUAUAGUCAGUUCAAGGUGUUCUGUUGCACCUGGGUCUCUAGUUGAGUAUUCUAGACUUGGACCUGAGGUCUCAGUGGGAAUGAAUAGUAUUAUUAGUGGUUGUUGUAUUGACACAAAAGCAGACAUACCACCAAACACUUUCUUAGCUACCCUAAGCAUGAGGAUUGAUGGAGAACUAAUGUAUGUGAGCAUGGUGUUUGGUAUAGACGAUAACAUGAAAAAGCAUGUGACAAAUCUGGCAGAUAUAGACUUCCUAAGGUUUUUUGGAAUCAGCCUUGGACAGUGCUUAGAGCUCUGGGGUCUAAGAAUUUCAGACAAGCUCUUUUCUGGUGACACGACAUGUCUGGGUUUAUGGACAGUUCGGAUUUUCCCUGUUUGCUCCACUUUAAGUGAUUCAGUGAAAGUGUCAUUAGGGAUUUUGAACUCUGUGCAGAACAAGUCACCUUUUAAAUUGAAUGUUUUUAAGCUCUUGUCUUCUGUUGAAGAAAUGCUUCUCUACAAAGAUGUAGAAGACAUGUUGAAGUUCAGGCAGCAACUUUAUGAAGAAAUCAGUCUGCAGAAACUGGAAGAGAAAUCUGAUUUAUAAAAGUGUAUGAAAGUGGUACAUUUCCCCCAUUCUUUAAUUUGAAGAGGAUUGAUUGCUUUCAAGCUUAGAGAAACCCAGAAGCAAGUACUAUACACAUUUGUGUGUGUUUCAUUGAAGUAGAAAUAAUGAAACUGCAUUAACAGUGUUAUUGUAGCAUAACAUUAAUAAUGCAAAAAUGCAGAUAAACUAUUCUUUUGAUGAAAAAAUUAAUGAAAUAUUUCAAAUCUAUAAAAACACAAAGAGGCAAAUUUUCUUAGCUGCCCAUUAUUAUUAUUAUGUUUUCCAUUUUUAUUAAUUCAAGUGGGGAACGGAAUUUAUUAAUUUGAAGUUUGAUUGGAAGCCACUUAAAAGUUUUUCAAAGAAGAAUGUUACCUCUAGCAACAUUUUUCCCCUUAGGUUUAUUCUAAGUUGGCAAAACAGUUGUGUAUUUAAACAUGUUUGCUCACAGCUUUGCUGGUUGAGACAUCAUAAUGAAAGUUAGUGUGCAUGUUCAUGGCACUAUGCUAUGUCCAUGUGCAACUCUUGGCUUCAUCCCCACAUCUGUUUUCAAGGCAGCGGUCAAGGGAAGCAAAGUAAACAACUGUACAAACUGAAGAAAAGCCUCCCAAACACUGCUUCAGAAGUUACAUUAAUAUUGGUUCAUCUAAAAAAAAAUUUUUUAGUGAUUCCCAUCUUGCAAGUUUGGAGACGUAAGUUUCAGCUGUGAUAAGUAGGGGUGUGCACGGACCCCCCGCUCCGCCCCGCGGGCCCAUCCGAAAAUUUUGGGUCGGCCCGCUCCGCGCCGCCCAUACUCUGCUCCUCUUCGCCGCGGAGC
Elgaria multicarinata webbii is the source of this 2622-nucleotide messenger RNA. It is a transcript of the gene FPGT, whose product is annotated as fucose-1-phosphate guanylyltransferase. Bases 18 to 1808 code for a protein of 596 amino acids. Gene Ontology annotation, molecular function: transferase activity, transferring phosphorus-containing groups. NCBI's taxonomy places the organism in Eukaryota, Metazoa, Chordata, Lepidosauria, Squamata, Anguidae. The transcript has 5 exons. The record is from RefSeq and is a predicted model, not a curated record.